UGGCUUAAGUAUACAUUUAUAAAUACUUGAGAAAUAUUCUAAAAUAUUAUUCAAAUAUAUAAUUUAUCCCUUAAGGUAAAAGUGGUUCCGGGACAUCUUAUUAAGUUGGAGUCGUGACCGAUUUCGUGCUUUGUUAUGAAUUAUGAUGAAUGAAGAAUGGCGGACGUUGUCAUUGUAGGAUAUUUAUUCACAUUUUUAUUAAUAAGUGCUUGUUAUGCUGGCCUUGCAGGGUUUGAUAAUUUGGAGGAAGAUGGCCCUUUCCCAAGCACACAAACACAAGCCGACCAGCUUAUUCCGGAUGAGCCCAUUGAUAAAAAGAUGAUGGUUCAUCAUCCAAGGAGAAGAAAGUUUCAGAAGAGGUACAAAUGCCACCAAUGCGAGUCGCCAGAGUGUGACAACGAGUCGCAAACAUGUGACCUGGCUUUAUACUGCUUCAAAUCAACGGUUCGCACAUCUGAUGGGGAGUUGAGGUAUUCGAGGGGGUGUUUCCAGAGGGUGGAUCACUAUCAGUUCACGUGUCACAGCAAUCAACCGUCGCCUGGGGUCCGCAAGCGGCACGCGGGGCAGCUGAACGUGACGUGCUGCGCGGGCGACAUGUGCAACAGCGGCGCGUUCCCCGCGCUGGCGGGGCGCGCGCGCGCCGCCCCCGCGCCCGCCGCCGGCGCGCUGUGGGCGGCCGGGCUCGCCGCCGCGCUGCUGCUGGCCGCGCUCGCCGCGCUGGCCGUGCUGCUGCUGCGACGCACGCACAGGUUGAGGGUACUUCAAGCAGCUCAAAAAUUGGGCAUGGAUUCCAGUUAUUUCACAAACAAUCUGUACAGUCCACCAGUAACAAGCGCUUUCUAUGAAGGCAUAGACGGUUCCCAGAAUGCUGUGAGGGCAGUGGCAGCAGGUGACUCCACGCUACGGGAGUACCUGGAGACCUCAAUGAGCAGCGGCUCAGGGUCUGGACUGCCACUCAUGGUGCAGAGGACCUUGGCCAAGCAGGUCACGCUGAUUGAGAGGAUUGGCAAGGGGCGGUACGGCGAGGUGUGGCGCGGCGCGUGGUGCGCGGACAGCGUGGCCGUGAAGAUAUUCUUCUCGCGCGACGAGGCGAGCUGGCGCCGCGAGACGGAGGUGUACAGCACCGUGAUGCUGCGCCACGAGAACAUCCUCGCGUACGUGGGCAGCGACAUGACCAGCCGGAACAGCUGCACGCAGUUAUGGCUGAUCACACACUUCCACCCACUCGGCUCGUUAUAUGAGCAUUUGGCUCGAACAACCCUCACUAGGCACCAGAUGAUGGUCAUCUGUCUGUCCAUCGUGAACGGCUUGCUGCAUCUACACACUGAUAUACAUGGAACACAGGGAAAACCAGCGAUAGCCCAUCGCGACAUAAAAUCUAAGAACAUCCUCGUGAAGGUGAACGGUGAAUGCUGUAUAGCGGACCUAGGGUUAGCUGUGACCAGACAACAUGUGGCCGAGGGUCUCAUACAUAACCCUAGGCAGGGCACCAAGCGGUAUAUGAGCCCUGAAAUGUUGGAUCAGAGCAUGAACAUGUCGUGCUUCGAGUCGUACCGCAAGUGCGACAUCUACGCGCUGGGGCUGGUGCUGUGGGAGGUGGCGCGGCGCGCGCGGCCGGCGCGCGAGGCGCAGCCGCCCUACCACGAGCUGGCGCCGCACGACCCCAGCUUCGAGCUCAUGCGCAAGGUCGUCUGCGGCGACGGCGCCCGCCCGCUGCCGCCGCAGGACCCGCACCCGACAAUGGUCGGCUUGGCGAACUUAAUGCAAGAGUGCUGGCACCAAAACCCCUCAGUGCGACUGCCGGCGCUUAGAAUAAAGAAGACUCUAUUGAAAUUAGCUGCUAACGACAACUCCAUCAGGCUGAACGAGGAUAAUGAAAUCUCUGUCUAGAUAUAGACUAAUAUACUACAGUCAGAAAAAAAAAGGAAUUCGAAAUGGCGUCGUUCAGCUGUCAAACUGUUUUUCGGCCAUAUGUGUGAGUAUAGACGGCAAUAUUGUGUGAGCGAGAGACAGAUAGGAGCCGCCAUUUUCAAUUUGUUGUAUCUGACGUAAUAGCUAAGUCCCGACUGUUUCUUUGUGGUUAAGAGUUGAUUUAUU
This is a messenger RNA of Zerene cesonia (dogface butterfly), 2097 nucleotides long. It is a transcript of the gene sax, whose product is annotated as activin receptor type-1. Gene Ontology annotation, biological process: protein phosphorylation; BMP signaling pathway; cellular response to growth factor stimulus. The coding region runs from base 157 to 1890 and encodes 577 amino acids. Gene Ontology annotation, molecular function: transforming growth factor beta receptor activity, type I; ATP binding; SMAD binding. Gene Ontology annotation, cellular component: BMP receptor complex; plasma membrane. The record is from RefSeq and is a predicted model, not a curated record. Lineage: Eukaryota; Metazoa; Arthropoda; Insecta; Lepidoptera; Pieridae. The transcript is spliced from 12 exons.